Molecule: messenger RNA, 1876 nt
Organism: Myiozetetes cayanensis
Lineage: Eukaryota; Metazoa; Chordata; Aves; Passeriformes; Tyrannidae
Gene: C9
Product: complement C9
Exons: 11
Coding region: 64-1857 (597 amino acids)
Biological process (GO): immune response
Cellular component (GO): membrane attack complex
Molecular function (GO): protein binding
Source: RefSeq, a predicted model, not a curated record
AAAAGGAACAAAUAAAUAAAUUACAAGUUUGAUCAUGGCUAUUUUACUCUAUUCAGCUGCAAAAUGAGAAUCACAUGCGUUAUCCUGCAGCUUAUAUCCAUACUAUGCAGUUUAGGGAUGGUUACCUCGCUUCUGGAGGAAAGCAGAAGCUCUUCAGAAAAAGCUUUCCUCCGGGGAACAAGAGAACUGAAUGCUCCAUCUCCAAUAGAUUGUGAACUGAGCAGCUGGAGCUCUUGGGGGUCCUGCGACCCAUGCACUUAUCAAAGGUUUCGAUCUAGACGUGUUGAACGAUUCGGACAAUUUGGUGGAAAACCGUGCCUGGAGGCCCUGGGAGACACACAGACCUGUGAAACCAGCGAAACCUGUCCUGCAGAACCAGAAACAGACUGUGGUACUGACUUUCAGUGUAAUUCUGGUCUGUGUAUAAAGCAACGACUUGUGUGCAAUGUAGACGAUGACUGUGGAGACAAUUCUGAUGAAGAUCACUGUGACUCUAACCGACGAUCACCGUGCCGUAAGGACGACAUUGAUGUGUCUGAAGUUGGUAGGACUGCAGGGCAAGGAAGCAAUGUUUUAGGGAUGCUGCCAAUGGCCAACCCAUUUAACAAUGAGUUUUUUAAUGGUCUUUGUGAAAGAGUGCGUGAUGGAAACACACGGACAUACUACCGCAAGCCAUGGAACGUGGCUGCUCUCAAUUACGAUACAAAAGCAGACAAAACCUUCACAUCACUAUACUACCAUGACCGUGCAAAAAUGUUUCAAGAGAUCUACGUGGAAAGCCAGAACCACUUUAGUGCUGACCUGUCUCUGAAAUACACACCUACUGAUGGAAUCAAAGAUGGUAUAAAAGUAAAUGGCAAGUUUUACUAUGGAAAGAAUAAAACCUUAAGUUCCAUCCUCUAUGGCUUCACUGAAAGGAACCAAACCUUUCUGCAUAUAAAAGGAAAGAUUCAGCUGGGAAGAUUCCAAAUUCGGAGUCGUGAUGUCCGUCUCUCGGAUAGUUUCCUAAAUGAUUUAAAGUCUCUGCCUGCUGAAUAUGAUAAGGGGGAGUAUUUCAAGUUGCUAGAAAUUUAUGGAACUCACUAUGCGGUCUCUGGAACUGUAGGAGGAAAGUAUGAACUUGUGUACGUGCUGGACAAUUACGCUAUGUCUCAAAUAGGUGUCACUGUAGAAGAUGUGAAAAAAUGCCUUGGCUAUCACUUAGAUGCUGGUGUUGCAUAUCAUAACUUUGAUGGAGAUUUUAAUAUUGAUGGUAAAAAUUGUCAAAAGAUUAAUGUGAGCAAAGGAUCUGAAUAUACUGAUGAUGCAGUCAUUGAUGAUGUCUUUUCCUUAGUUGAGGGGGGAAAGAUUGACUUUUCAGUUAAAAUAGAAGAAAUGUUACUACGAGGAUCCAAAAUGGUUAAUGUAGAGGAUUACGUAGAGUGGGCGAAAUCUUUGGUUGAUGCUCCAGUAGUGAUACAGCAACGGCCUUCUCCAAUACAUACACUUGUUCCAGUUAAGAUGAGAGAUGCAUAUUUAAAGAAACAAAAUUUGGAAAGAGCAAUUGAAGACUACAUUACCGAAUACAGUGUGUGCAAAUGUGAACCCUGCAAAAAUGGAGGCACCGUUGUGCUGGUAGAUGGAGCCUGUACAUGCCUGUGCUCAAGCUAUUUUAAGGGAAUUGCUUGUCAAAUUCCCAAAUCUACAUUAAUUGAAGUUAUCAUUGAUGGAGGCUGGAACUGUUGGAGUGCCUGGUCCCCCUGCGUCAAUGGAGAAAGCACUCGAACUCGCCAGUGUAAUAAUCCUGAACCAGGACCUGGUGGCAAACCAUGCCAGGGAGAAAGCAUUGAAAAACGGCCCUGUGAAGAAAAUAAAUAGCUGUGCUCCUCAAAAACAG